CUGAACUGUCGUGUUCGAGAUCUCUCGAUUCUUGUCACAUCAGCAUUCUUUCAAAGGAACCUCAUUUCUCAAUCUUUUUUCUGGGAUCUUGUUGUGCUGAAGAUCAUAAGAAACUGUGAGAAAGAGCGUCAGUUGAGUUCAACUGAAAUAGCGCAAGGUUACCUUACCGGUCUAAUCGUCGGCAGUCGUUUGGAAAUAACGAACUGUUUUCCGAUUCCGAAGCUAAGGAGCGACGAUGACGAAGAACUUCUAUCAAAGCAUCAGGAACAGAUGCUCAGGGCGUUUCGUAAUUUGAACAUUGACUAUUUGUGCGUUGGCUGGUACCAGAGUUGCCCAUUCGGGACUGCUUUCAACGAAACUGUUUUCGAAUCGAUGUACGAAUAUCAGUCGGCGAUCGAAGACUGCGUAUGUCUAGUUUAUGAUCCUGUACAGUGUAGUCAAGGAAUCCUGAGCAUCAAGGCUUACAGAUUGUCGGAGAAAGCGAUGGAAUUUUAUGUUGGAUCAUGCACCCCUGAAAUGAUGAAGUCACUGGGGAUAAAUUAUGAAAAUUUGAUCGAAGAAGUUCCGUUAAAAAUAAAAAACUCACAUCUGGUUAACAUCAUGAUGUGUAAAAUGGCCGUCAUGAACGCCAGUAUUCAGAAAGGUCUACGAAUGCUCAUGGCAAACGUGGACGCGCUCAAUAUCGAGAUCGUGAAAUACAAUCGGUAUGUAGUUGCGAAGCAGCGUUAUGAAUUAAACAAAGAGACUUGGAUGCAGAAAAGGCAAACCGAAAACGAAGCGAGACGCCUUAAAGGUGAGCCUCCUCUACCAACUGAUGAGGAAUUCAACAAACUUUUUCGUUUUCCUGCACCCCCAAAGAUGCAUGAGCCAAUCCUCGCUGCCGCUGAAGUUGGCGCCUAUGUUGAACACAGUUUAAAGGUAAGAAUUAUGUCAGUCUGA
Soboliphyme baturini is the source of this 939-nucleotide messenger RNA. NCBI's taxonomy places the organism in Eukaryota, Metazoa, Nematoda, Enoplea, Dioctophymatida, Soboliphymatidae. The record is from the annotation of a GenBank genome assembly.